Messenger RNA from Acytostelium subglobosum LB1, 3642 nucleotides. RefSeq lists its product as hypothetical. Lineage: Eukaryota; Evosea; Eumycetozoa; Acytosteliales; Acytosteliaceae. Gene Ontology annotation, cellular component: microtubule organizing center. The coding region runs from base 1 to 3642 and encodes 1213 amino acids. The record is from RefSeq and is a predicted model, not a curated record. The transcript is spliced from 4 exons.
AUGUUUACAAACUCAUAUAACAGUAACAGUAACGGUAACAAAGACAACAACAAUAGAAACAGCAAUAACAACAAUAAUAAUAAUAGUAGCUUCGGCAUCACAUCAUAUUUAUCAUCAUCAAACAAUCAAUCAUCAUUCGCCAAUGGCCCAUCAUCACUUUCACAAAGUGGUCGUGAUCAUCACAAUCUACUCUCGGCAUCAUCGACAUCAUCACCCCUGUCAAUGAAUGGAACGGGAAUGCACUCUGGCUAUGGCUCAGGCAUCAGCCUCUCGACAUCACGCAGUGGCAGCAGUCAGGAUCUCAACGAUGAGAGCUCCAACCUGAAGGAGCUGGAAGAGUCAGUAGAGCGAUACAAGAAGGAGAACUUCAGUCUCAAGACCAAGAUCUUCUACAUGCAGGAGAGUCUCAAGAAUGGCGGCAUGGGCGACGCCACAGUCGUCGAGCUCAAUAUCAGAAUCAAAGAGCUGACCACCGAGCUGGAGGAAAGGAACAAACUGCUCGUCAAGCUCAGGAACGCCCUGGAGGGCCAGAACGAGAAGAUGAAGAACUGUGUCUGCGACUUUGGCAAGAACUCUGCUUAUGGUGCCAGAGGUGCCGCGGCGACGACGCCCGUCUCGAGCCAGGAUGAUCUUCGCAAGAUCAGACAGUUGGAGGAGUCACUCAAACAGGCCAACUCUAUGAACGACCUGCUGAAGGGCCAGCUGCAGAGAAGUCAACAACAGAUGCAUCAGCAACAGCAACAGCAACAGCCAACUGUGGACACUAGCGCCUACGACAAGAUCAUCGAUGAAUACAAGGACCAGGUGGCACGUCUCACAGUCAUGCUCAACAACAAGGACCAGAUGAUGCAGCACGCCAACAACAACAGGGCGGAGCCAGCCGAGCUGCGUAUGCAGAAGGAGCGCAUUCAGGCACUCGAGGACAACAAUCAGCAAAUGAAGCGCGAGUACACCACGCUGUGGAACCAGCACAAGCAGAUGCUCGACGGUCUGGAGAGGUCAAAUAACAGCGCCAACGAUAGGAGUGCGCAGCUGCAAAGACAGUUGGACGACGCCACACACAAGUAUGACACGUUGUUCAACAAGAGCGAGGUGCUGGUGGCGCAACUGGAGCGCGUAAAGAACAAAUGUUUGGAGUUUGAGCGAGCGAUCAAUGACAAGGACGUAGAGCUGGCCAGUUUAAUAGCAUCGGACAACGCACUCAGAGAGGAGUUGAUGUUUGCAAAGCAGGGCAAUGACGCAGAGGACAGGUAUCGCGCAGAGGAGAUCACCGCCCUGCGUGGUCAGAUCAAGCGACUCAAAGACAAGCGAGACCAGAUGGCUGAGGAAGGCGCCGUCAAGGAGUCGGCGAUGACCAACAACAUCGAGGAGCUCAAGAUGAGGAACCAGACACUGAGCAGCGAGCGAGCCGAGCUAGUCGAGCGCAAUGAAGAGGCUCGCCUGGAGAUCAAGAACCUGAGGACCGACGUCGACAAGUACAGACAGGAGAAGAUAGACACAUCCAAGAUGCUGGACGACGUGGAGCGUGAGUACCGCGAGCUGCGCGUGGAGGUCGCUGAGAGCAUGAAGAAGCGCGAGAACAUGGACAAGGAUCGCUCGACACUGCUGCAGAACUACGAGGACAUCAACAAGAGAUUGUUACUCUCGGACGAGAAGCUGCGACGCACUGAGGACGAGCUCAGACGGGCUGUGGCCCAGAAAAAGGCCGAUAUGGCAGAGACUUUGCAUCAGCACGAGCAUGAGUUUACAUCAGUGCUGCUCGAGGUGUUGGACAAGGUCAGCGACGAGAUUGGUCUGGAGGGCAGCAGUCGACUAAGACAAAACGGCAGCACACACGUGGACAUACAGCUGGUCAAGAACAUGCUGUUUGAGAGGAUUGAUCUGCUGCAGAUGUCGACAAAGGAACUGCUGUCGACGACCAUUGGCACACUGGAGCAGAGGCUGGACCGCGAGAUGGAUGGAAUGCUUGAGCUGGUCGAGCACAAGCUGAACGAUCUCAACAACGUCGAACAGAACUUCAACAAACUCAGACACACAUACUCUGACAUGGUGAACCAGUAUGAUGCCGAUGUCGAGGGCGUCAGACGCGCGGCAACAGUCGAGUACAACACACUUCGUCAGGAGCUGACCACACAACUUGCCAGGAAGGACCAAGAGAUCAAUGGCAUCAGGGAACAGUACGAGUUGAAGUUGAUGAACUACAGCGAUGAGCUCGAGAACAAGAAGGAGGAGCUGGCCAAUGCUGUCAGGAGACAAAAGAGUGGUAUCCAAGCACCGAGCGAGAGCGCACAGAUGUCCAACCUGCGCCAGGAGCUGGCACAGAUCAAAUUGGAUCAUCAAGAGGCCAAGCGAAAUGUUGCCCGACUCAAUGUGGACAAGGCCAGGAUAGAGAGUGAGGCCAACUCAAGACUCCAACAGCUCAAAUUCAAUCAUGACAUUGAGAUACAGUCGUUGGAGAAGGAGGUGGAGCAUCUGAAGAGAUUACAGAGACAGUGGUCUGAGGCGCCAGUGCAUGCCACCGCGCCUGUUGCCACAGCUCCCGCCACACCAGUCGCGCCAUCCAACAAUCUUCAACAAUCAUUCUACUCUAGUAUGGGACUGGCAAUUGACACGAUCGACCUUCACAAGACACCAUCACGUGUUGCCAAUCUCAUUGAGACUGGCAUCAAUGACUAUGAGGAUGUCAAGCUUGCCAGGAGUCCAGCCGCCGCCAAGUAUCUAAUUGAUAGAUUCAGAGAAUUGGACAAUGAGAAUCACAUUACCAAGGAUAUGAUUAAUAAGGUGGAUGAUAAUAUCAAGUUGGCAAAGAUGAAGUCACCAGCAAAGACAAUAUCAUACAAGGACUACCAAGAGGAGAAGAGGGAGAGAGAGUCCAAGAAGCAAGAUGCAUUCGAUUCCAUUAACCAACAUAUCAACUUUUUGAACCAACUAAUGGCACAGCCAGACUUGGCAACCACCGACCCGAACUUCACCUCCAAGAUGGGUUCAUUGCUUAAGGACGUAAAGACAAUGGAAGUCAAGAGGAAGUUGUUGGUACAUGAGCUUCAAUCAAGAUCGAAGAAGUUGGAUUAUGUAGUCGAUAGUUAUAACAAUUUAGUACAGGGCACUCCAACAAACAAUAAUGUGGUGCCGAUCGGUACAUCAAGCAAGGCAUACCCAAGACAACAACAACAAAUCAGUACAACACCCUUGGACGAAUACCGUAGCACAAACACUCAAGUACAAGUACCAUUGUCCAUCCAUCAUACAAACAACAACAACGACAUAGUGACUCCUCCCUCUGCCAAUGGAUUCCAGCCACUGACCACAUCUCAACUUGGCUCAGGCCAAAUGUACAGAAAGCAAGGCCCUGCUGCCCCUGUUGGCGGUGUCAACAACCAAAAGGCCGUGACAUUCAGUCGACAGCCAGACAAGACCAUCACCUAUGAGCCACUGCCACUGCCCAAUAACAUCAACAACACCAACAGCAAGUUCACACCACAGUCAAGGUUUGGUGCCACUGCCACAUCAUCCCACAACAUCACCAACACCACCACCAGCACUUCAACUACAGUGAGCCGACCCACUACCGAUAUUAACAAGGCCAAGCUUUCCAACCUAAGUCGGAAGCUGGACCAUGCUGAGAGUAAAACAACAAGAUAG